AUGUCCGCACCAGGCGUGUUCUCCAUCAUGUCCGCCUCGCCUUCACGGUCAUCCUCGCCCGCCGUGGCCGCCGGGCCUAGUCACCAAAUCCCCUUCAACAGCGCUCCUGUUCACCAUGCGCCAAGUCCACUCGGUUUCGGCUUUGGCUUCGGUUCCUCGUUUGGAGGCAACAAUGUUUCUGUCUCCUCGCCAGCCGCCAGCACUUCCGCAGCUUCGCCCAUCUUUGGCUUUGGCUCCGCAUCAGCAUCCACAUCACAGCUGCCUGCCACCAGUCCUUCGAGGCGAUCCGACGCCAAACGCAGACGUGACCUAGAUGAUGACGAUGACGACUUCGACGAGGACGAUGACAUGGGUCACGUACAAAGAUCUCGGCUUGGUUCGGAUUCCUUCGCUCCUCCGCACGAACACAAGCGGGUCGUCCUGCCAAAGCGAAUGCGGGCCGGUCUUGGGUUUGGACUCAAGAACGCCGAGCCAUUGACUUACUCGGCGCACCAAGCAGCAUCAGUUUCGACAUCAUCCGCCUUCUCACCAUCGACACCCACCCACUCUCAGAACAACGCUCUCUUCACUCCCUCUCACUCCGCAUCGAAACGACAAGCUCUCGGUCUUUCAAAUCGAGUGGGCAUGUCAGGUAUCGACGUCGACAUUGGCAAGAUGCUUGCAUCCAUGGACAAGCCUUCUCUGCUUUCGAUGCUCUCGUCUCUGCUUCUGCAGUCGACCGAUGCUACACUGCCGGCGCAGAUCCUAUCGCUUCUCCCCACACCCUCGCUAGAUUCCGUCGAGAGCUCCCUCGACGAGCUGGAAAAGGCGAUUCGCUCCGCGAUACCCUUCGUCGCAGACGGUUCCACUGCCAGGCACGAAUACACCUGGUCGCGACUUCGUGCGCCCAUCGCUGCGUUUGUCGACGCUGCACUUGGCUACCUUCCCUUCUUCGUCACCGAACUCGAUUCCGACCGCGAGCAACGACUGCGAGAGCGGGACCCACGACUGCAAGCCGACCGGGAAGAGGUGCACCCGGCUACGACGUUUACGUUCCUUCUCAUGAUCACGAGUCGUGUUCUCCGCAUCGAAGCGCUUCUGCCGUCGGUGACAAAGUCGAGUCUCGCCUUCAACCUCUUUACCGCUUCUAGCCAGCAGACGUCGUUCGGGUUCGGCGCGGGUGGUUCGACGCCCACCACGCCCAGCAAGAUGGUCGCAACCGAUGCGUACGGCAAGCACAGCAACCUCGCCUAUAUGCUGGGCACCGAAUUUGCGCAGCCCUCGUCACCAGAUGCGCUCAUGACUGUCCUCAUGCCCGCCAUCCUCAAGCAGUGGACGACGCUCCUGCACCGUCUGGACAAGGCGGUGAAUGGAGAUGGGAGAAUGUUUUCCCAGGAAAUGGUGCUCACUUGGGCUAGGGCAUUGGAGGCUACGGGUACGGUCAAGAGGGAGGAGCAGAAGGCGGAGGAGAUGCUCAUCCGCAAAGCUAUGGAUGAGGUACGGAACCGGUUGGAGAGGGAUUUGGCUUGGUUGGUCGGUGGAACGCAGUACGCGGUGCAGAAGAGGGAGAAGAGGGGACGCGGGAGCAGCAUGAGCGAUGGAGAGGAGGAGUUGUAG
Molecule: messenger RNA, 1596 nt
Organism: Kalmanozyma brasiliensis GHG001
Lineage: Eukaryota; Fungi; Basidiomycota; Ustilaginomycetes; Ustilaginales
Exons: 1
Coding region: 1-1596 (531 amino acids)
Biological process (GO): nuclear protein quality control by the ubiquitin-proteasome system; proteasome localization
Cellular component (GO): nucleus
Source: RefSeq, a predicted model, not a curated record